AUGGUAAGUGUCUUGCUGGUCUGUGGUCUCUUUGGUCUUUGUUCUUUGUAUCCUUGCUUUUCCAUUUUCUCAGAUGUUCUCGUCGUAGUUCACGUCUCAUUUGUUUCAGCUCUUUGGGAGAGCUCUUCGCCCACAACGAACCUCUGCGCCAGUGCCGGGACCUGGAACAGCUCUACCGCGGCGCUGGAGUUGCAUGACUUGCACAACUUCCACACCUUCCGCGAUUUCACCACCUUCCGCGAUUUCGUCUUCGAGGAGAGAGCGGAGGGGUCAAACUCCACUCGACCUGGCCAGCGGCCAGAGCUGAGAAUGAAUAAGAAGCAGUGA
Messenger RNA from Durusdinium trenchii, 327 nucleotides. The record is from the annotation of a GenBank genome assembly. NCBI's taxonomy places the organism in Eukaryota, Dinophyceae, Suessiales, Symbiodiniaceae.